ACCACCCCCUAUUGCUCGAUGUCCCCAUGACUGUUAGGUUGCCUUCAACUUGGUGUCUUCUGUGUAUUUUCUUGUCUCCAUCUUUCAUCUAACUUUCAACGAAGUGCAAAUCCCACCCUCUUGCAUGCACAAAAGCACACCUGAGCAUUCUUCGAUACGGUCUCUCUUAACCACGAAAACGACAUCAAUAGCACCGCACCCACCAGCCCCCUUUCCUUACCUGCAGCAGCUUAGUAAAGCAUGUCGGCGCUGGAAUUUCAGAUGGGAAAUAAGCUUGGAGGGAGCUUAAUACUCUACUGCCUACCACUAUCGGUUGUGAUAGCUGCUCAAUACAGGUAGAUUCAAAACCAGCAAUGACAAGGUGUGCUAGGUGUUGCUUGCACAGCUCAAUCAGGAUAGUUAACCUGGUAAUGCUCUUGUGCGGGAUUGGAACGAUCAUAUACUCCCUUUGGCUUCAAAAGAAAUGGGAUGAAAGUAUUGCCAAGUUCCCUCUAAGGCCAUCUCCUCUAAUACCGUGGUUUAUAUACACAUUUUUAGGAGCGGGGAUUAUUGUCUGCUUAAGCACCAUCGGUGGUUAUAUUAUAGCUAAUUGCAUCAGCAAUUCUACCCUUUGCUUCUAUAUUGUUGCCAUCUGCUGCCUUCUUUUCCUUGAAGUUGCCGUCAUCGUUGCAAUUUUCUUCAAGAUAGACUGGGGAAAGCAAAUCACUACAUAUACUGGCCAGAAAAACACAGACUUUGAGAUUCUUAUGUCGUUCCACGUAAAGAUAAGCCGCGCAAUCAUGCUCUUGAUUAUGGUAGCUCAGAUCAGUGUUGUUAUACUUGCUGCCGUUCUUUUGGCAGUAGGUACAGAGCCGAGAACUCACUUUCAAGAGGUGGAUACCCCGGUUUUUAGUCAAUCCUUUUUAGUGCCAGCAGAGUCUCCAGGAUCUGCAGAGGACUCUAGACAAGCUUGCAGAAGAUGUGGGACUGUUUUAUCUCUACGAGGAGAAAAUGCACCGAGAGGCUUUUUUUCACGUAUUAAGAGACUACUAAGAAGGAGAUUCCAGAGAACAAAUACAGUUUAUUAAUUUCCUCUAGCCCUCUUUCAGUUGAGCACAACAAAUGUUUUUGCAAGUAGUACUGUACAUAAGUAAAUUGUAAUAAUGUGUAAGAUAAAAUAUAUGUUGGGAGAAAUUUUGAACGUUUAAGGAAAGCCUUGCAAGAAAUAUUGCAUCAACUUCUAAA
Messenger RNA from Populus nigra (black poplar), 1224 nucleotides. RefSeq names its product tetraspanin-19-like. The transcript is spliced from 5 exons. The record is from RefSeq and is a predicted model, not a curated record. The coding region runs from base 354 to 1067 and encodes 237 amino acids. Lineage: Eukaryota; Viridiplantae; Streptophyta; Magnoliopsida; Malpighiales; Salicaceae. Gene Ontology annotation, cellular component: membrane.